This is a messenger RNA of Microthlaspi erraticum, 285 nucleotides long. NCBI's taxonomy places the organism in Eukaryota, Viridiplantae, Streptophyta, Magnoliopsida, Brassicales, Brassicaceae. The record is from the annotation of a GenBank genome assembly.
AUGAUGGCGAGUCUCAUGUUUGAUUUGAUGGCUAGCAAGGGCUGCUCUCCGGAUGUAGUCACUUUAAAUUCACUCAUAGACGGAUGUUGUAGGGCUAAGAGGGUGGGCGAUCUUGAUGCUGCUCAAGACCUUUUCCAGGAGAUGAUUUCUCAUGGUGUGUGCCUAUAUCGUAACUUUGGCAUUUUGCUGGACGGUCUCUGCAAUCAUGGGAAAGUAGAAAAGGCAUUGGAAAUGUUCAAGGUUAUGCAGAAGAGUAAGAUGGAUCUUGAAUACUGCUGUUUAUAA